GAAAGAGAGGAAGGAACUCACCAAUGACUUGCAGGGUUCAGAGAAGGAUAUCUUUGCGCAGAAAACUUCACAUUCUGCGAACACUUGCCAACUCUAAUAAUUCUCUCAAAGGCAAGAGAAGGAGUAUUGUAUACAUAUACAAGCUAAAGGUGGCCCUGGAAAGCAUUAAAAGAGAGUAUGAAAAUGCAGUUUCCCUUAAGAAGGAAGUAGUGAAAGUGGAGAAGGUGAAGCGUGGAAGGUUUGUGGUGAGGAUAAAGUGCGAGAAAGGGAAAGGGAAAGAGGGUGAAAAGCUGGUUUCAAUAUUGGAGGCAUUUGAAGAAAUGAGUGUGAAUGUUGAGAAUGCCAAAGUAUCAUGCGAGGGUGGUUUCAGCAUGGACGCCAUUAUUGCUGUGGCACAAGAAAACGACCAAACUCUGGACGUAACACACCUUACAGAAGCUCUUCUGAAAGCCAUUGAAAAACAGAGUGAAUGAAUUCAUUGUAACCACCCUCUCUCUCAUCAUAGUCCAUAUGUUCUUAGUUAUGUUUCUUUCCGAUCAUACCAUGUCAUUUCAUUUUCAUCCAAUGUAAUGUAUAGCAAAUUCAUCCGCUUUUUUAAGUUUAUACUCCUUCCUUCAG
Messenger RNA from Arachis stenosperma, 618 nucleotides. RefSeq lists its product as uncharacterized. Lineage: Eukaryota; Viridiplantae; Streptophyta; Magnoliopsida; Fabales; Fabaceae. The record is from RefSeq and is a predicted model, not a curated record. Bases 24 to 473 code for a protein of 149 amino acids. Gene Ontology annotation, biological process: regulation of DNA-templated transcription. Gene Ontology annotation, molecular function: sequence-specific DNA binding; DNA-binding transcription factor activity. Gene Ontology annotation, cellular component: nucleus. The transcript is spliced from 2 exons.